Molecule: messenger RNA, 1582 nt
Organism: Vigna unguiculata (cowpea)
Lineage: Eukaryota; Viridiplantae; Streptophyta; Magnoliopsida; Fabales; Fabaceae
Product: AT-hook motif nuclear-localized protein 23 pseudogene
Source: RefSeq, a predicted model, not a curated record
UUGCCCAAGCAAAUGACUGCAUUGUGAGUCUUUGCCUCUCCUUCAACCUCAUUUCAAUUCUCUCACCCAUUCUUUCUUUCUCUCUUCUCUUCUCUUCUCUUCUCUACUUCUUCUUCUUUCUUCUUCCCUUUCCUCACUCUGCACUCUAUCGUCUUUUCAAAACCCACCCCAUCCAUCUCCUUUUCUUCUUCUUCUCUCUUUUCCUUCCUUCUAUUUCCACACACUCACACCACUUACCUUAAAGUAACCAUAAACAAAACAACACUGUUCUUAGCCCAACAAAAAAUAAAUAAAAAUCUCUACUAUUUGUUAACUAUAUUUCCUUCUCCAUAAUAUAAUCAUUUGUGUUUUCCUUGUUUUCUGUUUUUUUUUUCUAUCUUAUAAUAUAACCCUUUUUUUAUCAGUUGUGUGUAUAUUUAUAUUUAUAUAUCGUUCUCUCUCUUGGAUAUGUCUAUGGCUGGUUUGGAUUUAGGAAGUGCUUCACGCUUUGUUCCAAACCUUCACAGACCAGACUUGCACUUGCAGCAACUCCAUCACGAUUCAGAGGACCAAGAGACGCCGCCGCAGAACCGCGGAGGGUUGCCGUUCGAUGACGAUGACCGAAGCCAAGGAUUGGAGCUAGCUUCCACUGGUUCCGGUGACGUGGUCGGUCGGCGUCCACGUGGAAGGCCGCCGGGAUCCAAGAACAAGCCGAAACCGCCGGUGAUAAUCACGCGGGAGAGCGCCAACACGCUCCGAGCGCACAUCCUCGAGGUCGGAAGCGGCUCCGACAUCUUCGACUGCGUCACCACCUACGCGCGCCGCCGCCAGCGCGGGAUCUGCAUCCUCAGCGGUAGCGGCACCGUCACCAAUGUCAGCCUCCGCCAGCCCGCCGCUGCUGGAGCCGUCGUCACGCUCCAUGGCCGCUUCGAGAUUCUUUCCCUCUCCGGCUCCUUCCUCCCGCCGCCGGCUCCGCCCGGGGCUACCAGCCUCACUAUCUACGUGGCCGGAGGGCAGGGCCAGGUGGUCGGUGGAAACGUGGUUGGGGAGCUGACUGCAGCGGGGCCGGUGAUCGUCAUCGCGGCGUCGUUCACGAACGUAGCCUACGAGAGGCUACCGUUAGAAGAAGAAGAACAGCUUCAGAUUCAGGCACCUGCUACGACGUCGUCUCAUGGCGUUGGAAAUAACAACGGCAACAAUAGCAAUAACAACUCUUUCCCUGACCCUUCUUCGGGACUUCCCUUCUUCAAUUUACCUCUGAAUAUGCAGAACGUUCAGUUACCCGGAGAGGGUUGGGGGGGAAACGCUGCUUCACGUCCACCACCUUUUUGAGUUUCUUCUUUCUCUCCAGAUCCAUCUUCACCCAUCAAUGAUUUCUUCAAGGGAUUACUGUAUGUUAUUACAAGGUCAGCACAUUCAUGGACUACAUAAAUACUAUGAUUAAUUUUCUCUUCUUCCUCUUCUCUUCUCUUCUGCUGCCGAUGUUAAUUAAUGGUUACUUCGAUAUGGUUUCAGUCUCAUUCAUCUCUUUAUUUCCUCCUCCGUUAUUAUAAUAUGGAACACUGCUGUAUAAUUUAAUUAAUUACUAGCUUCUGUUUAAUUA